Messenger RNA from Drosophila grimshawi, 2294 nucleotides. RefSeq names its product BMP-binding endothelial regulator protein. Bases 637 to 1830 code for a protein of 397 amino acids. The transcript has 3 exons. Lineage: Eukaryota; Metazoa; Arthropoda; Insecta; Diptera; Drosophilidae. The record is from RefSeq and is a predicted model, not a curated record. Gene Ontology annotation, molecular function: protein binding.
UUAGCGAGUGAUAGGCAAAAGGGGCACAGCACGAGACUUGUAGUACGCGUUGUGAUGUGAUGUGAUGUGAAGUGAGAGACGGCAAUGAUGCUAAACGAUCAGCGACACAAAAACUAAACUAAAUAAAUGUAACAAUUCAAAUCGAAAAACGUACACACAUAAAAAAGAAAACGAAACAAGAAAAAACCAAAAGUAAAAAAGAUAUAAUAAAAGUUGUAAUAGUAAAGUGUAAAGUGAAUAAACCAAACCGAAAAAAAACUGCACAGAGCCGAACCGAGCAGCAAAGCCAAAGCCAAAGCCAAGAAGCAUGUGAAUUGGAGUCGUGGGGCGCAGCCAGCGAACGACGAACGAACAACUGAAUUGAACUCAACUACAAAAGAAACGAUAUUUAUGCUCUGCAUAUUAUUGGAGAGCUUACAAAAUUUACGUGGCAGAUGAAACACAACGAAAUUCAAUUGGUUUUGAUUUUGCAAUAAAAAGGCGACAGCAGCGACGUUAUAUAUAUAUAUAAAGUUAAAUCUUGCACGAUUCGAGAGGCGGCUUCAAGGUCAUAUCGAUUGCUGGACUGAAAGCCCUUGGAGUAGCAACAGCAACAGCAACAGCAGUAACAGUAGCAGUAGCAGUAGCAGCCACAAAAUGUUGAACCCGCACAAGUCUACGUGCUUGCACCAUAUGUUAAUAAUGUGUCUGCUAAUAUUUGCCGGGAAUGUGCUGAAUGUCGCCAGUGCAACGGACGAGCUGGACUUGCCACCCAUUCCACUGCCGUGCGAUCUCACCGCGUGUCCGGCCGAUGCGGACAUGCAAUGUCCGGAGGACAGCGCCAUCCGGGAGAUACGUGAGAUAAAUGCCGUGGAUCUGUUAAGUACGAAUGCGAUGGGCAUCGGCAGUGGCAGUGGCAGUGCCACAACCGAGAAGGUGGCCUACAACAGCAGCACAAUGACAGACGAACUGUUUGCCCAGUGCUGUCUGUCCAGGAAAUGUCUGUGCAAGACAUGCUACAUUCCCGACUGCACCAGCGACGAGGGCGAAGUUGUGGUCGAGCUGCAGCCGGAGGCGAUGGAAACGCCCGGCCAGUGCUGCGGCAAAUACGAGUGCAAACGUGAGCCCAACUGCACCGAGGAGUGGAACACCGAUUAUUAUUGGCUGCAGAGCUGCCAGCGCUGUAUGUGCACAUCGGGUCAGCGUAUUUGUCAUCAGACCUGCGAUGAGGGCACCAAUGCUAUGUGCGAAUCAAAGACGCUGAACACGUUCUUCAAGGACGGCCAGAGCUGGGAGGAUGGCUGCUAUCAGUGCGAAUGUGUCAAAGGCGAGGAGAAGUGCGUGAUACCGUUCUGUGGCCACGUCAACUGCCCCAGCGAGCGGCAGGUGCAACUCAAGAACAGCUGUUGCCCCGUCUGCUGGCCCAAGGGUGAGCCCAUGCCACACGAGAAGCCACGCAAUGAUGACGAUGGCUAUGACUAUGAGCAGGAGAUCGAAACUGAAGCUGUGCCACUGGCGACGAUAGCCGCAGAAGCCACAAGCACCACUACUACCACCAGCACUACCAGUGCCACCACGACCAGCAGCACCACCCCACAUCCAGUCGAAUUACUUAAUUAUGAGAGCAGCAGCAGCAGUGUUGUAACUGCGCGCCCAGCACCACCUUGCGAACUGCACGAUUUUCCCAAGGUUGUCGAAGUUGUGCAUCAGAACAAUUUCAGUGCUCAUCUGUAUCCCGUCAUCAUCGGUAUUCUGAUCAUUAUCAUUGGCGUCAUGGGCUGCUACAUAAGACGCUUGCAUGCCAAACAACGUUCCUACCGACCCGUCUCCAACUUUGACGAUAAAGUCUAGAUAACAGCAAACAAUUAAAUUAUAGGAAACAUGGCAAAAUGCAAAAGUUUUCAAAGAGAACAAGAGAGUAGAAAGAGAGAGAGCGAGAGCAAGAAAAAUCAAAACUUUAACUAGUAACUUUUGAAUUUUUUUAUUUUUAUGAUUUUUACAUCUUUUUUUUUUUUGGUAUUUUGUUUUGGUAUCUAAAAGAUCUCAUUUUAAUUUCACCUUCACUUCCAAGCAGACAUCCGCAGACGCAAAAGCAAAAGUAUUCUUAUGAAAUUACGAGCAAAGAAAAGUUUGUAUAACUAGCAAAAAAAAAAAAAACGAAAAACACAAAAAAUACAAUAAAACAUUAAAAAAAAAAAUUUAAAGAAGAAGAAGGCGAGCAACAUGUUGUAUAUACAUCAAAUGCAUGGAUAGUAUUAAGUACACCAAUGUUUAUUAUUAUUAUGCACGAACUAAAAUGCCAAAAUAUAUUUCAA